AAGGUCAUGCCAUUUGUAUACCCUGUGAGAGAAGAUGGCCGACGAUCAAAUUCAGUUUGAAACACUUUUGAACACCUUAUUAAAUCCAGAAAACGACAUCAGAGUUAAAGCAGAGGAAGCAUAUGAUGGUGUACCUUCAGUUUCCAAAUUACCAUUCCUUGUAACAGCCUUGAAAAACAAAAAUUUGUCUGUGGAGGUUAGGACUCUUGCUGCAGUGCUGCUAAGACGUUUGUUUGCCAACAAUUUCGAGGAAUUUUGGCCACAGGUUCCUGUAGAUAUUCAGAAUGCUGUCAAAGAUCAAGUCCUUUUACUCAUCCAAGAGGAAACUUCGCCACCUGUCCGGAAAAAAAUCUGUGAUGCUGUUGCAGAAUUGGCUAGGAAUCUUAUAGAUGAUGAAGACAAUGUAACUUGGCCAGAGGUUCUAAAGUACAUGUUUGAAUGUGCUAAUUCUGCUGAUCCAGGUCUGCGAAGUUGUGCUCUCCACAUUUUUGGUCAGGUCCCAGGGAUAUUUGGAAACCAACAGGCUCACUAUUUAGAUGUUAUAAAACAGAUGUUGACGAGGUGUUUAAAUGACACAGGGAAUUUCGAGGUGCAGUCGGAGGCCGUCCAGGCCAUGACGGCUUUUCUAUCAACCAAUGAUAACUCUCCAACUCUCUUGGCACUGUUCAAAGACCUCGUUCCACCCAUGAUUCAGUUAAUUAAUCAGAGUGUGAGCUCUCAGGAAGAUGAUGCCCUGCUGAAAUGCUUGAUUGAAUUGGCAGAAAAUGUGCCAAAAGUUUUGAGAUCUCAUAUGGAAUCUAUUUUCCCAUUUUGCUUGAAGAUUGUUUCAGACUGUAAUUUGGAGGAUUCUUGGAGACAGCUGGGGUUGGAGGUCAUCGUUACCUUGUCAGAGACGGCACCAGCAAUGGUGCGGAAAAAUGCCAAGUUUAUGCCACUUCUAGUGCCCCAGGUGUUGGCCAUGAUGGUGGACUUGGAGGAGGAGCCGGACUGGUCCGUCCAGGAUGAGCCUGAGGAAGACGACACAGACAGCAAUGCGAUAGCAGCAGAGAGUGCCUUAGAUCGGUUGGCCUGUGCACUUGGAGGAAAGACCAUGCUGCCUCACAUCUUGUCAAAUGUUCCUCAGAUGUUACAAAAUAAUGACUGGCGAUACAGACAUGCAGCACUUAUGGCCAUCUCAGCUUGUGGUGAGGGAUGUCAUCAACAGAUGGAAACCAUGCUGGGAAACGUGUUAGAAGCCAUAAUGCCAUUCCUCAAAGAUCCACACCCAAGGGUCAGGUAUGCAGCUUGUAAUGCCCUAGGACAGCUGUGUACAGAUUUUGGUCCAGUCUUUCAAAAGAAGUUCCAUGACAAGUUAGUUCCUAGUUUGCUUCAAGUGCUGGAUGACAAUGCAAAUCCUCGAGUCCAAGCACAUGGUGCCGCUGCACUGGUAAACUUCAGUGAGGAAUGCCCUAAAGCUAUCUUGUCACAGUAUCUAGAUGUCAUCAUCCUUAAACUGGAAGAAGUUCUCAACAGCAAAUUUAAAGAGCUGAUGGAAAAAGGAACAAAGAUGGUUUUAGAGCAGAUUGUGACUACCUUAGCAUCUGUAGCAGAUACAGCUGAGGAGAAAUUCACAUCUCACUAUGACAGGUUCAUGCCCUGUCUGAAGUACAUUGUACAGAAUGCUGUUCAGCCAGAGUUACGGUUACUGAGGGGGAAAACCAUCGAGUGUAUAAGUCUGAUAGGAUUGGCUGUUGGAAAAGAAAAGUUUUUACAAGACUGCAGUGAUGUCAUGCAGCUUCUUCUAAAACAUCAAACAACCCAGGAGGAAAUGGCUGACGAUGACCCCCAGCUUUCAUACAUGAUCUCAGCUUGGGCUAGAAUGUGUAAAAUCAUGGGAAAGGAAUUUCAGCAGUACCUUCCUAUUGUCAUGGGCCCUGUUCUCAAAGCAGCAUCACUCAAACCAGAAGUGGCCUUGUUAGACAGUGAAGAAAUUAAAGACAUGGAAAGUGAUACUGAAUGGCAGUUUGUUACUGUAGGUGAUCAGCAAAGUUUUGGGAUUCGAACUGCUGGUCUUGAAGAAAAGGCUACUGCUUGUCAGAUGUUGGUAUGUUAUGCUAGGGAGUUAAAGGAGGGUUUUGCAGAGUAUGCAGAGGAGGUAGUGAAAAUCAUGGUCCCAUUACUCAAGUUUUACUUCCAUGAUGAUAUACGAAUUGCUGCAUCGGAGAGUUUGCCGUACCUGAUUGAAUGUGCCAAGAUCAAGGGUGACCAGUAUGUUGCGGAGAUGUGGCAGUUUAUUUGUCCCAGUUUACUGAAAGCCAUUGAAAUAGAACCAGAAAAUACUGUUUUACCAGAGCAUAUGAACUCACUUGCCAAGUGCAUUGAAAAGCUAGGCAGGGGCUGUUUAUCAGCAGAAAAUUUACAACUUCUGGUCCAGCUGAUGGAGAAACAGUUAGUGGCACACUUUAAAAGACAGGAAGAAAGACAUGAAAAACGGAGAGAUGAAGACUAUGAUGAAGAUGUAGAGGAGACUUUAUUAGAUGAGGAUGAUGAAGAUGUAUACAUUUUGAGCAAGAUUUCGGACACCAUUCAUGCCUUAUUUGGAACACAUAAAGAAGAAUUCCUCCCAGUCUUUGAACAACUGCUCCAUCAUUUUGUCAAAUUACUGGGUGCUGAUAGGCCAUGGCCUGACAAACAGUGGGGACUCUGUAUCUGGGAUGAUGUAAUAGAGCAUUGUGGAGGUCAUUCUGUGAAAUAUCAGGAGUACUUCUUAAAGAGCAUGAUGGAAUAUGUUUGUGACAAGCAGCCCGAGGUUCGGCAGGCUGCAGCAUAUGGUGUUGGAGUUAUGGCCCAGUUUGGCACUGAAGCAUAUGCAACUACGUGUGCAGAGGCCUUGCCCUUACUUGUAAAGGUGAUACAGGACCCAGAAUCUCGAUCUGUAGAAAACAUCAACCCUACAGAGAAUGCCAUAGCAGCUGUAACAAAGAUCUGUAAAUACAACAGCAGUCAGAUUAAACCGAACGAAGUCCUACCUGUCUGGUUCAGCUGGCUUCCUGUGUGGGAGGAUGAAGACGAGGCUGUACAUACAUACAAUUAUCUCUGUGAUCUGAUUGAGGCAAACCACCCCUUAAUAUUAGGAAAUAACACUGAAAACCUGCCUCGUAUUAUCAGCAUCAUUGGGGAGGCGUUGAGUCGGGAAGCUGUUAGCUCAGAAGAUGACUGUUAUCCCCGUAUGUUGAACAUUGUGAGACAAGUGCAGGGAAACCAAGAGUUAUUCCAGGCUUGUAUACAACAAUUAUCGGAGGAACAGAAGGAGGCAUUAUCAGAAGCUUUGUCCAAGGGCUGACCUUGAACAAACUAGUCCCUAUACCAGACAUUUUAUCUUGGUGGUGUGUGGCAAAAUAUGGAAAGACAUUGUGAUCUAGCUUGGAUAAACUGCUUAGCUUUUACCAUUGCUGAAGACCAGGGCUUUCAUAAACUAUCAGGAUUCGAUCCUACAAACUUUAUAUUCUGUGCAAUUGUUACCAAUGCUGUGAAUGUGUGAGUGUGUGUUUACUGAUGAAAUGUGACCUUUUUCAAAACCCAAAGGUGUACAUACUGCUUUCUUCAAAGUUUGAUACACCCCACCCCCACCCCUUUACUGAGCCUGUCAAACUUAAGGAGAGAGAAAUGUGAACUCCCAGACUCUUGUUAUUGUUAGACUUCUAGGCAUAAUUGACAUCUAGACUGAGAUAACGCAGUUUGAGAUUAGUCAGACUCUGUUUAUAGGAGUUUUAAUUCUUAGAAUUUCAUUUUGCAUGGUGCUGCAGGAGUAUGAAGGAGGAAAAUAUUUGUUUCCUCACAAAAGUGUGAAGCUUCAUGAUAAAUUCAAUUCCUAAAUGCUAGAAAAGGUUGUUUUCUUUUAUAGAAGUAGAUGAUUUGGUAGUGUAUAUAUAUCUAUAUCAAAGUAUUAUUGAGUGAAAGCUUUGAGAAGUUUCAAGCACUUCUUUUUGUCAAAAUAUCCUUUUGUUAUAUCACUUCUCCUCUGUAUUCUUAAAAAAAAGAUUGUCAUUCCAGUAAUGAAUUUUAUUUAGGAGAUUAUAAUACUGUGCUUGUAUGAAUAUCAGUUGCAAUCCAUUUGUCGCCUUUGUUAAAUGCUUAUGUUGUUUUGGAUUGUUUUUUAGAACAUCCUUGUGAAAAUGUACUUGUUAUUAUUUGCAGUUGAACUUCUGUAUCUACAAACAUUGAUAUCUCGAAUACCAUGGAUAUGUCAAAGUGCGCUGUAGUCCCAACCACUUUUUCUCCAUUUAUCUUCAGUAUCUGAAAUUUUGAAGGUUAAUUAUACUUGUACAAAGCAGUUUUUAAAAAAAUCUUUUUUUGUCAGUACAUAACUUUCUUGGUUUUAUUACAUUUAAAAACAUAUAUAUUUUUGGUGGAAAUACAUACCCUUGUUAAGUACAUUGUCGUAGCAAUACUUUUUGUCAUAUUCCAAAUCUGCCAUAUUCCAAAUAUUUGGUUCAAUUUUUACUGGAAAUAGGUUUUAUUAAAAAUAAUUUUUUAAACAAGUAUAGACUAUACUAUUUGAUCAUUGAUUUCAAAUGAAUAACCAUUUUGAAAUGUCUUGGAAGAUUUUAAUAAUUUCAUAACUUCUGCUGAAUGUUUUUAUGUGUAGCUGUUUGUGAAAACAAAAUAGGAAUACCGUAGCUUUGAAUUGACUAAUUUUCCAAGAUUUGCAUCUUUAGAACAUUGAGGAACUGCUUUUGUUUGUUUCACUGACAUUUGACACUAUAGGAGUUGCAGUAUGUGGAAAUGGCAGAAAAAUGUUAACAAAUGAAUUAUAUACUGUUAUGAUGAUAUGCAACUUAUUAAAAAUGAAAACCACA
Molecule: messenger RNA, 4838 nt
Organism: Saccostrea echinata
Lineage: Eukaryota; Metazoa; Mollusca; Bivalvia; Ostreida; Ostreidae
Product: importin-5-like
Exons: 26
Coding region: 35-3322 (1095 amino acids)
Biological process (GO): protein import into nucleus
Cellular component (GO): cytoplasm; nucleus
Molecular function (GO): small GTPase binding; nuclear import signal receptor activity
Source: RefSeq, a predicted model, not a curated record